Molecule: messenger RNA, 792 nt
Organism: Bombyx mori (domestic silkworm)
Lineage: Eukaryota; Metazoa; Arthropoda; Insecta; Lepidoptera; Bombycidae
Product: complex III assembly factor LYRM7
Exons: 4
Coding region: 342-701 (119 amino acids)
Biological process (GO): mitochondrial respiratory chain complex III assembly
Cellular component (GO): mitochondrial matrix
Molecular function (GO): protein folding chaperone
Source: RefSeq, a predicted model, not a curated record
UGCUGACGUCCAUGAGCGACGGUAACCACUCACCAUCAGGUGGGCCGUAUGUUCGUCUGCCUAUACGGCAAUAAAAAAUAUAUAUACUUACUUUUUUAAACCAUUUCGUAAUUCGUCUUAAUUGGCCAUUAGUAUGGCCCAUACUAUUAAAUAAAAAAAUUUAAUGGAAUGGAAAAACUACAGCCGAUGCCCGAUACCGUAUGGGCCCCAUCUGUCGUGUAUCCCUUGCUUAACUGACUAGGUAAAAGAAGAAAAAAAAAACGUUAUGUAAACAAACAAUAAAGAAAAUUUAACUAAAUAAUAAAUAUUAUACCAGGGGUUUAGUAAAGACUAAACUGAAAAUGAUGACAAGACGUUUGGUUUUACAAAGCUUCAAGAAAUUGCACAGAACUAGAAUGAAAGUCUUCGAAGGCGACGAACGUGCUUUAUUAGCGGCACGAAUAAAAAUAAAUGAAGAAUUUCGCAAAAACAAAAAUGUUCAAAAUGAAAACUCGAUUAAAGCGAUGAUUGCAUUUGGAGAGGAUAUAGAAAGGGAAUUAAGGACUCAAGUGAUUCAAGCCCGAGAAAUAAAACCAGGUGUUUAUGAAGCAAGAAUUACUGAUGACACUGUGAAAUUAGACAACAUACCUUUCAAUGAUCAUGCUAUAUUAGAAGAUGGGACAGAAGCACCACGACCAUGCUGUCAAGAUAAAACCAAAUAAUAGAUAUAUAAGGCUAGUUAAAACAAUACAAUCUUGAAUAGAACAGCAAAUGUAAUGUAAAAAAUAAAAAUAAACAGAAUGUGAUACAAAA